Molecule: messenger RNA, 369 nt
Organism: Arabis nemorensis
Lineage: Eukaryota; Viridiplantae; Streptophyta; Magnoliopsida; Brassicales; Brassicaceae
Source: the annotation of a GenBank genome assembly
AUGCAGGGCAUAGAAGCAUCUGAAUCAAUUUUGGCUAACGAUGUCGUUCAUAAGAGGAAAUCGAUUAUGGACAGCGAAUCAAUUGUAGACGAAGAAGAUGAGGCAAGUGAGUCUGGUUUUUGCUUUGAUGACUUGUGUGAUCAUCAACAAGAGAGGUUCCAGCUUUCUGGUGUCGAAGAAAUGGUUGAUUUGUUCCAAAGGUGGGCAGAUGUUCAUGACAAGCAAGUUGCACACCAUUUGCUCGGUACAAUGUCUCAACGAGUACAGAGUAAGAGGAAGCAGCAAAAGUCCCCUAAAGCUUGGAAAUUUAAGUUCAAAAGGAGGACAUUGAGUAGUUUCAUGCCAACAUUUGGACAGCCUAUACUCUGA